UAAGAGGCUGCUCCGUUGCGGUGUGAAGAGGAAAACCCGGUGCUUUUCAAGCUCCAGCUCCGAACCGGCCCUGAAUCACCGUUGGUGUGAAUGAGGUUUCCCCAAAUCCUGACAGUCCUUUCCCCGCAGUCACUGAGGAUGGCGGUAAAUUGGCCAGGACUCGUGUCCAUAGGAGUGUUUUACAUCAUCGUACUGGGCACAGGCAUCUGGGCGUCCAGGAAGUCCAAACGCGAGGAGAAGAAAUGCUCCGGGAACCGCAGUGAAGUUGCAAUGGUUGGAGGGAGGAACCUAAAUAUCGGUGUCAGCAUCUUCACAAUGACAGCCACUUGGGUGGGAGGUGGCUAUAUUCUGGGUAGUGCUGAAAUGGUCUACGAUCCAACGAAGGGCUUAGUGUGGGCCGUCGCACCCUUGGCUUUCUCCAUGAGUCUAAUUAUAGGUGGGCUCUUCUUUGUCAAACCUAUGCGGUCGAAGAACUACGUGACCCUCAUGGAUCCAUUUCAGGAGAAAUACGGCAACAAAGUGUCCGCUGUGCUCUUCAUUCCCGCUCUCAUUGGGGACAUCCUGUGGAUUGCAUGUAUUCUGGGUGCACUGGGAGGGACGGUGAGCGUGGUGAUGGAUAUCCACUCCUGGCUGGCUGUGAUUAUCUCUGCUGCUGUGGCCGUAAUCUACACUCUGAUGGGAGGACUCUACUCCGUGGCCUACACUGAUGUCAUCCAGCUUUCCUUCAUUAUCGUCGGCUUGUGGCUCUGUGUGCCUUUUAUCCUGGCUAGCCCCUCCUCUGCUAACUUCACUGUGGCUGCAGUCACUAAGCUGUACCAGGAGCCAUGGAUCGGCCGGCUGGAGCUGGAGGAUGCAGGUCGCUGGGUGGAGGACAUACUGCUGCUGGGCAUCGGAGGGAUCUGCUACCAGGCUUUCUACCAGAGGGUUCUGUCCACAGCCACUGAUGCCCAGGCGAAGAUCACCUGCUACGCUGCUGCUGUAUUUUGCCCAAUUCUUGGCAUCCCUUCAAUCCUCAUAGGAGCAGUGGCUGCAUCUACCAACUGGAACCAGACCAGCUACGGUUCCCCCAGCCCGUAUGAAGAGGGCAAAGCUGGCAUGAUCCUCCCCAUCGCCCUCCAGCAUCUCUGCCCUUUCUACAUCUCUCUGCUCGGUAUCGGAGCUCUGGCUGCUGCCGUGAUGUCGUCCGUCGACUCGGCUCUUCUGUCUGCCGCCUCCCAACUGGGCCGAAACAUCUUCAAGAACAUCAUCUACAGAGGGGCGUCAGAGAAACUGAUUCUCAUGGCGGGUGAUGAAGUUCGGUGGUGCUGUGUGGGACAGCUGGAGCCGGCCCUGGCCAUGACGACACUCGUCCGUUCCACUUGUUCUGGAUCAUCAGCUCAGACGUGCUGUACUGUAUGAUGGCUCCUCAGGUGAUUUGCAUCUUCUACCUGUCUCGCUGGGUGAAUUACUUAGUGGCCCUGCUUUGGUUUCGUGCUGGCUCUCCUGCUGAGGGUUCUGGUUGGAGAACCUGUGAUCGGCCUUCCUGACCUGAUGCCUCUGCCCUGGGACAAGAUUCCAGGACGAUGGUACCCGAUACCGUUUGUUCCCUUUUCGAACCGCAAUCCUGCUCAUCACCCUGGGGACUAUUUUCCUAGUGUCACGCCUCGCUGAGUGCCUGUUUUUGAGAAGAGGAAGCUGGGAAGUGAGGAUGAAACAGACGCUACAUGUCAGGAGAUGAAACCGAUGAAUAAAGAACAGACUUCCUGCAACUAAAUAGCUCAAAAACAGAAGCUAUUUUGGUUGGCACACCAAACCAGGUCCAAUCAUCCCCCAUAACCCACCAUUACCUCUUUCUGGACCAAACAUAUCCCUCUCCACAGCAGUUACCAACCUGGGUGUAAGAUUUGACAGACAUCUAACCUUUGACACCCAUAUCAAACAACCUGUGCAAAACCUCCUUCUACCACCUCAGGAACAUUGCAAAACUCCUGUCAGAUGCUGAACAACUGGUCCAUGCUUCGUCUCCUCAAGGCUCGAUUACUGCAACGCUCUCCCCAUCGGGACUCAGCCUUCAGAAGCUCCAAUAUGUACAGAAUAGUGCCGCUAGGAUCCUGAUGAGGGUGAGAAAAUACAACCACAUCACACCCGUCCUUCAUUCCCUCCACUGGCUUCCUGUCUCAUUCAGGAUCGAAUACAAGAUCGCACUACUGACCCAUCAGUGCAUCCACAGGAACGCCACUCCAUACCUGAAGGAACUUCUCAAAUCACAAACCUCCACACGCUACCUCCGCUCCACAACUAACCAUCGGCUUCGCCCCCCGAGGACCAAACCUCAAUGGGGGAUCGGAGCUUUCUGUGCAGCUGCUCCUCCUCUGUGAAUUCCCUUCCAGACCACCUGAGGACUCCACAGACCACUGACGCCUUCAGGAAAGGCUUAAAAACCUUUCUUUUAAAAAAAGCUUUUGUUAAACUUUUGUUUUUAUUAUGCCUCCUGUAGCACCUUGGGAUUGCUGUGAGCAAUGAAAGGUGCUUAAUAAAUCGAAUUUAUUAUUAUUAUUAUUAUAGACGAACACAUCUUUAGAUUGAUAAACAUAUAGAACAGGGGUGUCCAAACAUUUUCACCAAGGGCCACAUACAGAAACAUAUUCGAAGGGCCGGGCCACUCACUAGAGGCGAGGGUCAGGGCCGGCCCUCGCAUAGGCAGUAUAGGCGAAUGCUAAGGGCGCAUCAACCCAUAGGGGGCGCUGACAAUUUGAAAAAAAAAGUUAGAAAUUAAAACUAAAUAUAUAUUUUUAAUUUGAUAACAACACAAUUUCCCGAUUUUGGAUCUACAAAGUACAUCUUAUUAUCUUAUACUAACA
Molecule: messenger RNA, 2840 nt
Organism: Gymnodraco acuticeps
Lineage: Eukaryota; Metazoa; Chordata; Actinopteri; Perciformes; Bathydraconidae
Product: high-affinity choline transporter 1-like
Exons: 10
Coding region: 91-1398 (435 amino acids)
Biological process (GO): choline transport; transmembrane transport; acetylcholine biosynthetic process
Cellular component (GO): plasma membrane
Molecular function (GO): choline:sodium symporter activity
Source: RefSeq, a predicted model, not a curated record